Molecule: messenger RNA, 837 nt
Organism: Metschnikowia bicuspidata var. bicuspidata NRRL YB-4993
Lineage: Eukaryota; Fungi; Ascomycota; Pichiomycetes; Serinales; Metschnikowiaceae
Product: cyclophilin-like protein
Exons: 2
Coding region: 1-837 (278 amino acids)
Biological process (GO): protein peptidyl-prolyl isomerization
Cellular component (GO): catalytic step 2 spliceosome
Molecular function (GO): peptidyl-prolyl cis-trans isomerase activity
Source: RefSeq, a predicted model, not a curated record
AUGGACAUCAAGCCAACAGCACAGGUGACGCUUGUCACCACAAAAGGUAACAUUGACAUCCAAUUGUUUCCUAAAGAGUUGCCUGAGCUGUGCAGGGAGUUCAUCCGUAAUUGUGUCAACAAGAAAUACGUUGGUUUGGAGUUUUCUAAAGUCACAUCUAGUCUCAUCCAGACACUGCAAAUUGACAGCUCCCCCGAAAUCAAGCGAGAGAAAAAUAGCAGAAUAAAGUUUAAUACCCGUGGCUCUGUGGGCUUGCUACGUAUUGAGAAUACUCGCAUGUCCUCAGCCAAUGGGUUCUUUAUUUCGCUAGAUCCCAUCUCCGCAUAUAGUGCCGACUAUGUGUUCAUAGGCAACGUUGUUGGAGAUUCGAUAUAUAAUGUUGUGAAGAUUAAGGACUCAGAAUUGAAGCCUGGUACAGACAUGCCCCUAUACUCAGUGAGAAUCACCGACUGUGUUGCCACCCAGCCCUAUUUCGAUGACCUACAAGAGCGCACUUCUGUCCUGAAUCUGGAUAAGAAAAGAAAGAAACAGAAAAUCGCAGUCAGCCUCCAAUUUGAGGAGGAAAACGACGAGAAUGUGGGCGAACAAUCUGAAUUCGUGGUCCGUCCAGCACACGAGUUGCUAAUCGGGAAUAAAUCCACUAAAGGGAGUGAGAGAGUGAAUACCACAACAAAGGAGACGGAACCCCAAAUAAUUGAAGCGAAGAGUCUGAAAAUAUCGCGAGCUAAAGGGAUCAGGGAUCCCUCCAUCGAUCCAUAUCAAUCUGACUUAGAUUUCUCAGAAGAUGAAAUCAGUUACGAGACUCUACGUAUGCAUAAGUUUAUAUGUCGUCAAUGA